AUGUCUGUCUCACUUGCCACCGUUCAGUAUUUCGACAACGCCAACUCUCUAUCCUACGCUGUCACUCCCUGCAUUCAACACUACCCAUUAUCACCAAAGUCUGGAAGUAUGUUUGGCAAAUUGAAGAAGACCUUUUCGACACGCAAGGCGUCCAAGUCGACCAAUAGCUAUAGCCCACGGGACACAGAAGGCGCUGGACAGAUGCUUGGUAAUGCGCCUACAGGUGCACCGGUGAACAAGAGAAACUCUGCAUCCCGCGACAGUGGCCUUGCACCGUUCUCAUACCCUGGCCCGUUUGACUCGGCGUCACCUGCUACACGAAGGCCCACUCAGAAUGCCCCCGCAGUAUACCCAGCCCCGACUACCGAUAUCGAAGAAGACGAUCCCUAUGACUUCCUUCGAAGCUUCGAUACAGUCUUUCUCAUCGAUGAUUCUGGAUCCAUGGCCGGCCGCUCUUGGAAGGAGACUGGCAAGGCUCUUGAAGUGAUUGCACCGAUCUGCACCAAGCGUGAUGCAGACGGAAUCGACAUCUACUUCCUCAACCACCCCGAUUCUAGCAUUUACAAGAACGUCACAUCGGCGAGUACCGUCAUCGAGAUCUUUCAGACAGUGCGUCCCAGGGGUGCAACACCGACCGGUCAGCGCCUGAACAAGAUUCUCAAGUCCUAUCUCGAGCGAUUCAUGCUCGACAAUAGUAUCAAGCCCAUGAACAUCAUCGUCAUCACUGAUGGUGUGCCAUCCGAUGAUCUUGAAACUCCCAUCAUCAACGCCGCCAGGAAGCUCGACCAUGAGGAUGCAAAACCACACCAACUUGGCAUCCAAUUUUUCCAGGUUGGCAAGGAACCUGGUGCGAGGGAGCAUCUCAUGCAACUCGAUGAUGGCCUUAUCAAAAUAGCGCAGAGCCAGGGCUUGGGAGUUCCUCGGGACAUCGUCGACACGGUGCCUUUCACUGGUGACGGGAACGCUGAGCUCACCGGCACAGGAAUACUCAAGGCCACUAUGGGAGCUAUCAAUCGCCGAUGGGACUAUACUUCUAAGGGAAUACAUCAAAAAUAG
This is a messenger RNA of Alternaria ethzedia, 1056 nucleotides long. RefSeq lists its product as uncharacterized. The record is from RefSeq and is a predicted model, not a curated record. Lineage: Eukaryota; Fungi; Ascomycota; Dothideomycetes; Pleosporales; Pleosporaceae. Bases 1 to 1056 code for a protein of 351 amino acids. The transcript has 2 exons.